Amblyraja radiata (thorny skate) is the source of this 544-nucleotide messenger RNA. Its product is annotated as 60S ribosomal protein L26-like. Gene Ontology annotation, molecular function: RNA binding; structural constituent of ribosome. Gene Ontology annotation, biological process: translation. The coding region runs from base 53 to 490 and encodes 145 amino acids. Gene Ontology annotation, cellular component: large ribosomal subunit; ribosome. The record is from RefSeq and is a predicted model, not a curated record. Lineage: Eukaryota; Metazoa; Chordata; Chondrichthyes; Rajiformes; Rajidae. The transcript has a single exon.
UCUCUAACAACUCUUUCUCCGGCGGCCAUCGGAGAGCGGUCGGGACGCCAAGAUGAAACUCAACCCAUUUGUAACCUCUUCACGGCGGAAGAAUCGUAAAAGAUACUUCAAUGCUCCGUCUCACAUCCGCAGGAAAAUCAUGUCCUCGCCGCUGUCUAAGGAAUUGAGGCAGAAAUACAAUGUUCGCUCAAUGCCCAUACGCAAGGAUGAUGAGGUUCAGGUCGUCAGAGGUCACUACAAGGGGCAGCAGAUCGGCAAAGUUGUCCAAGUGUACAGGAAGAAAUAUGUAAUCUAUAUUGAGCGCGUGCAGCGUGAAAAGGCCAAUGGUACCACAGUUCAUGUUGGCAUUCAUCCCAGCAAGGUGGUGAUUACCAGGCUAAAGCUGGAUAAGGAUCGAAAGAAGAUUCUGGAGCGCAAAGCGAAAUCUCGCCAAGUUGGCAAGGACAAGGGAAAAUAUAAGGAAGAAUCCAUUGAAAAAAUGCAGGAGUAAUCUUUUGUUCUGUCUUCGUUGCUUUCAAUAAAAAUGGGAGAAAAAAAAAAAAAA